CCAGCUCGCGGAGAGACUCUGGGAAGGGGAAAGGGAGCCUGAAGUAUGAAUUUCCAAAGCUUUUGAAGGGUGAUUUACUCUGAGUUUCUACAACUAGAUACACCAGUGACCCUGGACACUAACAAAACAAAUAAAAGCCCGAACCCAAACCCUGCCACCAUCAUAGUUGUCUAAAAUUCAUCUGUAUGCAUGCAGAUACUUUUGAAGAUACAUCUCUUGGAACCUUGUACCCUGCUCUAACCUGCACUGAUGGUUGUCUCCUGGUUGAGCCCACCAGACAAGAGAUCCUUGUGUCUUACCUUCUCCAGAAAAUAAUUCUCCAGGCUUCUGCAAGUGUGGGAGAGAGCAGUUGCCUGGCUGUGCACAGUAAAAGGGAGUAUUGUUGGGAAUACUCCAGAUUCCUUGCAUUUUCACGUGAAUUUUAGGUCUGUAAUUACUUUGGAAUCAUUAAGCAUGGCAUCAAAGAAAUUUGCUGUUAAAUGUGGGGAUUUUGCUGUCCUGGUGGAUCUUCAUGUUUUGCCACAAGGUUCAAACAAAGAUACCAGCUGGUUUUCUGAACAGAACAAAGAGGAGGUCUGUUUACUGUUAAAAGAAACCAUUGAUUCGAGAGUUAAGGAGUACUUGGAAGUUCGUAAACAGCGCAAGCCAUCAAAUAUAGAAUUCACAAGAUCCAGUCCAUUGUCCUUAAAAGGUUUUGGUUUUCAAAUCACAGCCUAUUUCCUCAAGAGAGGUAUACGCCUUCGCUGCUUUGGGGGUUCACAGAAUCCUGAACUUCGUGUAUUCCCUGACAGAUUUGUGGUCUGUGUAAGUCAGCUUUCAUUCAGUCAUGAUCUUUCAACACAGAAGGAAGAGCUGACAGAAAGAGCUCUCCGUGGAGUGUCUGAUUAUUUUGCCGAGCACGCAGAGAGUCCACUUCCUCCCAGUGCAAAGCUCAAGAGAAAUGCUCUGAAAGAAAUUGUGAAAAGAGCUGAAACAAAAAGCAGCAUCAUGAGCAAAUCACAGAGCAGCAGGGACUCUGUGGGAACAUCUAGUGACUCAGUGAUUGCAGAGAUGGCAGUGAGAAGAGGUGAUAGUCCAGCUUCAUCCAGUGCCCCACUGGAGGCCAUGGGACAAGCAAAGGAUUACAUAAAGGCAGCUGAGAGCCACUGGGGGCUUCCUGCUCAAAAGCUGGAAAAUGUUCAUCGGGCCCAGCCAGAAGGCACUAGCAGCCAGCAAAAACCUCAUCCUGGGGAGUGGUUAGAGACAGGGCUUCUAAGCGGGAGCCCUGUCUGGAGAUGUGAGUCAGCAUCACCAUGUCCAAAACAAAGUCCACGAGGGGCCAGAACACAACAGAAACGCAGGAACUGUGGCUCUGUGGAAGACUUCGACCACCACAAGAGAGUUUCUUUUGGAAGUGAUCGAUUAGCCCCGAGAGAAAUAAUAGUGGAAAAAAGCAAAGCUGUCAGAGUUUUACCAACUUUAGAGCUGUCAGAUCCGGGGUUACUUUUGAAAUAAGAUUUGGCAAAAACCAUGUCUAAUGAAGAGUUGCAUGUUUUUGUAUAAAGGACACAUGGA
Phyllostomus hastatus (greater spear-nosed bat) is the source of this 1554-nucleotide messenger RNA. RefSeq names its product SLX4 interacting protein (gene SLX4IP). NCBI's taxonomy places the organism in Eukaryota, Metazoa, Chordata, Mammalia, Chiroptera, Phyllostomidae. The record is from RefSeq and is a predicted model, not a curated record. Bases 454 to 1494 code for a protein of 346 amino acids. The transcript has 11 exons.